Messenger RNA from Exophiala bonariae, 1485 nucleotides. RefSeq lists its product as uncharacterized. The coding region runs from base 1 to 1485 and encodes 494 amino acids. The record is from RefSeq and is a predicted model, not a curated record. Gene Ontology annotation, molecular function: nucleobase transmembrane transporter activity. NCBI's taxonomy places the organism in Eukaryota, Fungi, Ascomycota, Eurotiomycetes, Chaetothyriales, Herpotrichiellaceae. The transcript has 10 exons. Gene Ontology annotation, biological process: transmembrane transport; nucleobase transport. Gene Ontology annotation, cellular component: plasma membrane.
AUGGCUACGAGGUGGAAGCAAUUGAAAGAGCGGUUGCAAGUCCCGAUCGAUCAGGACUCUUACUAUGAAAACACAACUUGGUGCAACAGGGAUCUCAUCCCCAUGCCUCCGGAGAGACGAACCUGGGGCAUCUGGGGGUAUUUCGGAUACUGGACCGUUUCAGGCUCCUGUAUUUCUGCAUGGUCGACAGGAAGUACCCUUCUCGCAUUUGGGCUGAGCCCUCCACAGGCAAUUGGCGUUGUGGCCUACUGGGGAGGACAGGCCACAAGAGUCCUUUGGGGUGCUAUAAUUCCAGGCUUUGCUCACAUGAAGAACUACUUUUCCGAGAGCUCUCACCUACUGACAAACGAUUUCAUCGGCCUGAUCAUUUGGAUGGCUGCUUUCAUCCCGCUCGUCUUGGUUCCGCCCGAACGUCUUCAAAUUCCCUUUGCAAUUUCUUUCGUCCUUUUCGGAAGUUCUUGUAUCGGCAUAUUGAUAUGGUCUGUACACCACGCUGGUGGUCCCGGUAGUAUGUUUCAUGAACCCGGUAGCACGGAGAACGUGGGUUGGGCAUUCAUGUUUGGCAUCACAGCAAUUCUGGGUGCAUGGGGUGCUGGGACUCUCGGCCAGUCUGAUUGGACGCGUUAUGCAAAUCGAAAAUUCGCCCCGACUUUGUCACAGUUGAUUGCUGCUCCGAUAACCAUUUCCGUCACUGCAAUAAUCGGCAUCAUUGUCACAAGUGCUGCCAAAGAUGUCCUGGGUGAAAUUAUAUGGAACCCAAUCUAUUUGCUCGCAGAACUUCAGGAGGAAUACCAUUCCAGCCCUCGUUCUCGAGCCGGUGUAUUCUUCGCUAGCUUGGGACUGGUCAGCUCGCAGCUCGCGAUAUCUGUGGUUCUGAAUUCGGUGUCGACCGGAAUGGACAUGGCCGGCUUGUGUCCGAAAUAUAUCAAUAUUGUCCGAGGAAGCUACAUUAUGGCGAUUAUCGGCAUCGCAUGUCAGCCCUGGCAGCUAGUGAGUACAGCCGACAGGUUCCUCAAGGUUCUAUCAGGAUUUGGUGUCUUCAUGGCACCCGCGACUGGAAUUAUGCUAGCAGAUUACCAUGUUAUCCGAAAGGCCAAGCUGAAGGUGAAUGAUCUAUACAACGGCACAAGCUCAUCAAUCUACUGGUUCAAUAAAGGUGUCAACUGGCGCGCAAUCGUCAGUUUUCUCGCUGGUGUCUGGCCUCUUCUACCUGGUCUGGUCGGCACAGUGAACAGUAUCACAGACCGGGGUUUUGUGGGUUGGAUUCGCCUCUACAACUUAACAUUCAUCAUCGGUCUCACAAUCAGCUUCGUGGUUUUCUGGACACUGAAUUGGUGCUUCCCACCUCCAGGGCUUGGUGAAGAGGCACCAUUUGUGGACGGUGGAGUUCUAUACGGCGUAGGCGAAGAGACUUCAAUUGAGAGCCAGAAGGAACUUGAAGCCAGUGCUGAUAAGCAUACGGCUGUGACCAGCUUGUCUGCGUGA